AUGGGUGGUGUUGGUGAGUGGCUUCUCUUACCUUUUCUGCAAUAUCACUCGGACAACUCCGUCAUUUCUCUUUGUGGCCCACCGCAUUCUGACGCCUGCUUCCCCACCUCUUCUCGCAGUUCUUCCAUGCUCUCUCUCAUUGGUGGCAUACAUAACGAAGCUGAAAUACUGUUAAUAUGGCCGCAGCAUUGUAGUGUUGACCUUCAUCUUGGAACAUGGUUGGUGAUCUUCAGUCUAGAAAUGCAUUGCAUUGUAAAAAUUGCACCUAGUCCGGACGACCCACUGCAUCAGGAGCUUGAAAGAGUGGAGAGGAUGCCUCAGGCUCUCUACCGCCAUCCCGACGCAAAGGAGAAGGAGGGAGUCAUCGGUAAGGAGUUCGUGUGGAAGGUUGAGGUGACCGCGCAGAGGCCAUCUACAGAGGCACGAGGUUUGGAGAGCUUCACGCUGCCAGAUCAUAUCACCUCGAAGACCAGAGUGGCUGCACCGUCAUUGUGUACGGUGCCACGGAAAGUCGGGAAGAGAGACGGAGGCGUUGGUGAAGUCAGUGGCAGUGACAUCAACAACACCAGCACGACGUUGGGUACACCACAACUGGCUGACAAGCAGGCGAGGACAUGUCCUACUAUUAACUUUGCCAUAGCUUACCUGUGCUAA
Messenger RNA from Echinococcus granulosus, 654 nucleotides. RefSeq lists its product as hypothetical. The transcript has 3 exons. Bases 1 to 654 code for a protein of 217 amino acids. The record is from RefSeq and is a predicted model, not a curated record. NCBI's taxonomy places the organism in Eukaryota, Metazoa, Platyhelminthes, Cestoda, Cyclophyllidea, Taeniidae.